Messenger RNA from Lactuca sativa (garden lettuce), 1272 nucleotides. NCBI's taxonomy places the organism in Eukaryota, Viridiplantae, Streptophyta, Magnoliopsida, Asterales, Asteraceae. The record is from RefSeq and is a predicted model, not a curated record.
AUGGCCCCACGAAAGCAACCGGGAGUUCGUCCACCGCCAACUCCCCGAGGCAACCCGAGGAGAACCCCACCAGUAACUCAAACAUCAGUGGAAAUGCCAAACCAGGGAGGAGACCCAGAAGUAACAAAUGUAAACCAAACAUUCCAAAUGAAUUCCGCCAUGAUACAGAACAUGCUCGCACAAGGAAUUGCUACGGCUUUGGCAGCAUACGAGGCAGCCCGAAAUGGAAACACUGGAAAUAGUGGAAGUGGCACUACCGCAAUUCACCAAAGAUACACCAGACACUGCUCCUAUAAGGAUUUCAUGAGAUGCAAACCUCGACCCUUCUACGGCACUGAAGGAGCUGUUGGGCUAUCUUGUUGGAUAGAAAAGACUGAGGCUGUCUUCCACAUCAGUGCUUGCCCCGAUGACUAUAGGGUUAAGUACGCUACCUGCACGUUGAUGGACUCCGCCUUAACUUGGUGGAAUAACCAUGCGAAGUCCAUGGGAAUCGCUGAAGCUUAUGCCAUGGGCUGGGAAUCACUGAAGCAACUAAUGACCAAGGAGUAUUGUCCCCGACAGGAGAUACAGGCUCUAGAGCAAGAGCUUUGGAACCUUGUCAUGAAAGGAUCAGAAGUAGCUGCCUACACCUUUCGAUUCAAUGACCUUGCAAACCUUUGCCCAGGAAUGGUGACCCCGGAAGACAGGAAGAUUGAAAGGUACAUCUGGGGCCUAGCUUCACCUGUUCAAGGUCUGGUGACGACAUCCAAACCCUCCACUUUCGAUAGUGCUAAGCAAUUAGCCUAUCAGUUGACUGGACAGUGUGUCCGGCAGGGUACCAUGAACCCACCGGCAGAGAAGAAGAACACUGGAGGCACCAAAAGGAAGUUUCAUGGGGAAACAAAGGAGGACUCCAACCAUCACAAGGUUGAACCAGAACCAUUAGCUGUCUACGCCGCAGUUACCAACACUCCCACACCAACUAAGUCCUACUAUGGGACUUUACCUCAUUGUAUAAAGUGUAAUUUCCAUCAUGUCAGAAAUUGCAGGGAGGUGAUCUGCAACAAGUGUAACAUGAGAGGUCACAUCUCGAGGUACUGUAGAAGAACCCCAACCACUACGGCAGAAGGAAUUCGUAACUGUUACGAGUGCAAUCAGCCAGGGCAUUUUAGGAAGGACUGCCCACAACUAAAGAACCAAGGUGGCAAUGGAAGGGUACUUAUGAUCACAUCAGGAGAGGCUCUUCCGGAACCACCUGUGGUUAUUGGUACGUUUCAUAACAACAAUGUUUAG